Teleopsis dalmanni is the source of this 1156-nucleotide messenger RNA. RefSeq lists its product as uncharacterized. The coding region runs from base 50 to 970 and encodes 306 amino acids. The record is from RefSeq and is a predicted model, not a curated record. The transcript has 3 exons. NCBI's taxonomy places the organism in Eukaryota, Metazoa, Arthropoda, Insecta, Diptera, Diopsidae.
UAAAAUCCAAGUCAGUAUUCUGAGUCUCAGUACAGAAAUCAAAACGAUCAUGGCCACACACAUCAAGAUUAUAAGCUUAAUGAUUUUCGCUUGUUUUGUGUGCAAAUCAAUAAGCAACAACAUUGUCACAUUGCCAGAUGCUUUCUACUACAACCUCACAACGACUUCCCGCGUGGAUUUUUUCGUUAUCCAUCAUCAACGCCAAUUGGCGGCAAAUACAAAGGCUCUAGAUGAAAAGCUGGAGGAUUUCAAGAAGAGCUAUAACUCACGACUGGACACAAUUGCCUUGCAUGGUGACUUUUUGCAGGCGAAACUCAACGAACUUGAAAACAAACUUAAUCCCCUGGAAUUGCUGGAAGAUGUGAAUGAUUAUUGCAUACAAAAGUAUCGCAGCAAAAUACCAGUUUGGGCCACAAUCAAAACGAAUCUCGGCAAUUACAUAGCCAAAGCUAACCAGGCAUAUGCGUCGCUGGUUUCCGGCGCGGCCUCAACGCUGCAGAAUCUGAAAAACUAUUAUGCAAAUCAAUUUGCGAAUGGUUUGAAGGAUUGCAAGAAGAAGAAGGAAACCGAGACGAACUACACAAUCUGCUUUACAAAUGUGGUUAAGACCACGACUGCUGUAACCAGCACGAACACCAAUACUUUUAUGAAUCAAAUGAGCUCAGCGGAGUGCAGUGCCAAUCUGAAGCUUAAAGAAACUUUCGACUGCUAUGGCAUCCAAGUCUUUAAUACUCUUGAUGCGAUUGGUGGGAUUAAUGGGCUGGUGGAGAAUUGCAUAAAUGGACAUGAGUUCUGUCCGUCGUGCAGUGAUCAAUUAAGCGCUACGGAAGGUCGUUGCCCAUAUCAAAUAGGCUGGCAUUUGGGUGAAGAUGACGUGACCAGUGAGAAGAUUACAAAUCCCUUCAAGGGUGUCACCAAAUCUACACCAUGCCUACAAAUUAAUUUUAUCAGAAAAAGUGCUUUAGUGUAGGAAUUAGUCGUUGAUAUGUUAGUACUAUUAAGAUAACAGUCAUACGUAUUUUUGUAUUAGUAAAAAAAAAAUGUUAUUAAAUAAUGGAAAAAAAAAUUAAGUGCUGAUAAUAAAAACAUGCUAUGAACGUAUGUUUUAUUCUUAAAUAAAAAUUAAAAUUCAUAGAAAUAAAAAAUUAAUUAUAGG